Mesorhabditis spiculigera is the source of this 870-nucleotide messenger RNA. NCBI's taxonomy places the organism in Eukaryota, Metazoa, Nematoda, Chromadorea, Rhabditida, Rhabditidae. The record is from the annotation of a GenBank genome assembly.
AUGGGCGAUUCGGUAAGAAUACGUCGCAGUUCAAAAGACUCCAAAGUAAACCUGGUCUACGAAGUGAUACUAAAUCCUGAUGACCCCGACCCUGCUGAGCUCUAUUUCCAGCAAGGAGAUGCCUUUGAGCUGAGGUGUCUCGUGGAAAGCGACUCGUUUGACGUGGACACUUUAAAUUUUGAGAGCGGCCCCACCAAGCUCGAGGCGGUCAAGGAAAAUAAUUGGCUUUCCGUAAAUGUGGACAGCUUCAAGACGGGCGAUCAUGGCGGAGGUGUACGGUGUGAGGUGCAAGAGAAAGCCGGACCCUCGGUUUUCACAAAACCCAUCACACUGAAGGAAAAGGUAUCCAUUAAAAAUGGGAUGCUCGCCUGCCCACCCUCCUCGCAAAAGGUCUGCUACAAUGGCGGGGUGUGCGUACUGGAGAAGAAGCUCGAGCGGUGCUUUUGUGCCGGUAACUUUGGCGGAGAAACUUGCGAUACGCCAAUCAUUUUCGAAGGCUCGAGAACCGAACAAAUAGCGAUGGGCACUGGCGGGACGUUGAUGCUCAUCUUCCUCGCCCUUUCCCUCGUUUUUGGCCUUCUUUUCUAUAAAGAACGAUCUAGGAGGAAGAGGAGGGCACUACUCGAUUAUAUGGAACAUUCGAUGCCGACGUCGCCGAGUUCGGAUGGGAUUUAUGAGGGAAGAUUCGAGAAUCCGUAUAAGGAAAUCGCCAACCAUAAACGACUGUCGAUGAAGCGGUCAGAAACGGAAGAAUCGUGGAUCCGAAGGAGUAUCCGGCGGAUGCGAGGCUAUAAUGCAACCGAAAGCCCGCAGCAAGAAAAUCGACCAAUGGUCCACACAGCACCUCCGAAACAACAACCUCCAAUCACC